AAUUGCCAUCCUGCUGCUGUAGUUCUCGUGAAAGAAUAAGUAUAUCAAGCUGCUUCCUGCACGGUGACUUUGACUCUUCUGUUCAAGCAACGUAGUCUCCUAAUCAUAAUUCACAAUGCUUGCAGCAAGAAGCAAAUGUGUGUCGCGUGUUGCCACACUGCGCGCGAACUCAUUAGCAGCACUGGCUCGAUCCAGUUUACGACUAGUAUCACAUCCACACCCACCAUCGACGACAUCCCUCCAGCCUCUGUUCUCACAGAUACGCACAUAUGCUCGCGGUGGUCGACCGCAUCCUCCAGGAGGUACACAUCGCAUGAACUUGGGUGAAGAACCUGAAAAACCUGCCCUUGAACAAUUCGGUAUCGACCUUACCCAGCGCGCCAGAGACGGCAAGCUCGAUCCCGUGAUUGGAAGAGAUGCCGAGAUUCAACGAACAAUCCAAGUCCUGUCUCGACGUACUAAAAACAAUCCUGUUCUCAUCGGUUCAGCCGGAACAGGCAAGACAGCCAUUCUUGAGGGUUUAGCGCAGAGAAUCGUCAGAGGAGAUGUUCCGGAGAGCAUCAGGGAGAAAAAAGUCAUAUCCUUGGAUCUUGGUGCAUUGAUAGCUGGUGCCAAGUUCCGUGGCGACUUCGAAGAACGUCUCAAGAACGUCCUGAAGGAGACACAAGAAGCCGAGGGCAAGGUUAUCCUCUUCGUCGACGAGCUUCAUACCCUUCUUGGUCUCGGAAAGGCUGAAGGUAGCAUUGAUGCCAGUAAUCUCCUUAAGCCGGCUUUGUCCCGUGGUGAGCUGCAGUGCUGCGGUGCCACCACCUUGAACGAGUACAGAUUGAUCGAGAAAGAUGUCGCGCUUGCUCGUCGUUUCCAGCCUAUCCUCGUCGGCGAACCCAGUGUUCAGGAUACAAUUUCCAUUCUCAGAGGAAUCAAGGAGCGUUAUGAGGUCCACCACGGUGUUCGCAUUACGGACGCCGCCCUUGUCGCUGCUGCAACCUACAGCAACCGAUACAUCACCGACAGAUUCCUGCCAGACAAAGCCAUCGACUUGGUGGAUGAAGCUAGCAGUGCCCUCCGGUUACAGCAAGAGAGUAAGCCCGACGCGAUCCAAAAACUGGAUCGCGAAAUCAUGACCAUCCAGAUUGAACUUGAAUCCCUGCGAAAGGAGAAGGACAUCGCAAGUAAGGAGCGUCGAGAGGAGCUCGAGAAGAAUCUCACGCUCAAGCAGGAUGAGGUUGGCUCGCUCACCGAGAAGUGGGACAAGGAGCGAGCUGAAAUCGAAGAGGCCAAGGGGAUCAAGGAGAAACUUGAGAAGGCACGCCUUGACCUCGAGCAGGCCCAGAGACAAGCCGAUCUCGCUCGCGCAAGUGAAUUGCGUUACAGCACCAUUCCAGAUCUGGAGAAAAGGCUGCCGAACGAGAACGCAGAAGGAGCUGUCGAUUCGGACGGAAAUGCUCUGCUGCAUGACUCGGUCAACGCAGACGACAUUGCUGCAGUUGUCGCACGUACGACAGGCAUUCCCGUGAACAAGCUGAUGUCAGGCGAAAUCGAGAAGCUUGUCCACAUGGAAGACACUUUGCGUCUCUCCGUCCGUGGUCAGGACGAGGCACUGACAGCUGUUGCAAAUGCUGUUCGUAUGCAGCGUGCAGGUUUGAGUGGUCAAAACCGCCCUCUGGCGUCAUUCAUGUUCUUGGGACCCACUGGUGUUGGCAAGACUGAACUCUGCAAGAAGAUGGCCGAAUUCCUCUUCUCUACCGAAUCUGCCAUCACUCGCUUUGACAUGAGUGAGUUCCAAGAGAAGCACACGGUCAGUCGUCUCAUUGGUAGCCCUGCCGGAUACGUUGGCUACGACGAGGGUGGUCAGCUCACAGAGGCUGUUCGCCGCAAGCCGUACGCGGUCUUACUGUUCGACGAGUUCGAAAAGGCACACAAGGAUAUAUCGACACUUCUAUUGCAGGUUCUUGACGAAGGCUUCCUCACUGAUGCUCAAGGACACAAAAUCGACUUCCGCAACACCAUGAUCGUGUUGACAUCAAACCUUGGAGCCGAAGCGCUUCUCACCGACGAGAGCGCCAGCAGCGAGAUCUCUUCAGAGGUCAAGCAGAAUGUCAUGGAUGUUGUGCAAUCUGCAUAUGCUCCCGAGUUCCUCAACCGUAUGGAUGAGUUUAUCAUCUUCAAGCGUCUAUCACGCGAGGCAUUGAAAGACAUCGCCGACAUUCGUCUCAAGGAGCUGCAGACUCGACUCGAUGACCGCCGAAUCAAACUUGAGGUGACGGACGAGGUCAAAGCAUGGCUGUGCGAGAAGGGGUACGAGCCUCGUUACGGAGCUCGUCCUCUCAACCGUCUCAUUUCCAAAGAGAUUGGCAAUGGUCUCGCAGAUAAGAUUAUUCGUGGACAAAUCAAGACUGGAGACGUGGCUAGAAUUGCUGUAAGCUUCAAUGGAGAACAUUUAGAAGUUCUCGCACCCGAGUCCUCAUGAUCAAACAACUGUCUCGUUGGAUGUUCAAUGAAGUAUAAUGCAUAGCAAGGAGUUUCGGAUGACUAUGGGGAUAGCAUGGUCUAUAGACCUGAUAUAUAAAUACGUAAGAUACCUCUCAAUAACGAAGACAUUAUUUAUGACAAACAGUUCCCCA
Messenger RNA from Aureobasidium subglaciale EXF-2481, 2624 nucleotides. RefSeq lists its product as uncharacterized. Gene Ontology annotation, biological process: cellular response to heat. Gene Ontology annotation, cellular component: cytoplasm; mitochondrial matrix. Gene Ontology annotation, molecular function: ATP hydrolysis activity; ATP binding. The transcript has a single exon. The record is from RefSeq and is a predicted model, not a curated record. NCBI's taxonomy places the organism in Eukaryota, Fungi, Ascomycota, Dothideomycetes, Dothideales, Saccotheciaceae. The coding region runs from base 116 to 2470 and encodes 784 amino acids.